Trichomycterus rosablanca is the source of this 915-nucleotide messenger RNA. RefSeq names its product natriuretic peptide C (gene nppc). The transcript is spliced from 3 exons. Gene Ontology annotation, cellular component: extracellular region. Lineage: Eukaryota; Metazoa; Chordata; Actinopteri; Siluriformes; Trichomycteridae. The coding region runs from base 90 to 458 and encodes 122 amino acids. Gene Ontology annotation, biological process: receptor guanylyl cyclase signaling pathway; cGMP biosynthetic process. The record is from RefSeq and is a predicted model, not a curated record. Gene Ontology annotation, molecular function: hormone activity.
CAGGGUUACAGAAGUGCUGAAGCUCUUGAGGAACACUCGUCCUCCUCCCGUACGUUCUGCUCUCCCGAGAACCCGACUCACCCGGCAGGAUGAACGCUGUGCAGCUUCUCGCCUGUGGACUUAUCCUGAGCCUCCUGGCGGUCAGGACGGACGCCAGACCCUCGCUUUCCACCAAGGCUCUGGAGGCCAUGCUGGGAGAAGAAGUGGCCAACUUCCUGGCGUCCGGCGACCGCGGGACCCGCACGAUGAGAGGACUGGCGAUGGACGCCCGCGCCAGGGGGAUGUGGGCGCGGCUCAUGAAUGACCAGGGCGGCUCACGGAAGCAGAAAUCCGGAACCAAGAAAGGAGCCGGAACCACCAGGAGCGGCUGCUUCGGCCACAAGAUGGACAGGAUAGGAACCAUCAGCGGGAUGGGGUGCCAGCCGGCGUACUACCCGUCCACCAACAACCUCUCAUGAGUUCCGCCGGGACGACACGGACAUUUCGGACAUUGUUGAAUUUCUCGUUUGGAGGAAAAGCCUUUAAAAAAAAAAGCCGGAUUUUUCGGUACAGAAGCCGCCGUGAGCAGCGUUCAUCAUCCUGGACAAACGUCAUCAACAUCAUCAUCGUUAAGAGAGAAAAACGUCAUGCACACAAACAUCGACCCGGCGGGAAAAUAAAACGCAAAAAAACCCACAAAAAAAAGGCGACGCUGUAAAUUGUUGCUGCUGCUGCUGUACAUUCACGUACUUCAUUCUGCAUAAAUGUAUUUAUGUUUAAAAAAAACUAUUUAUAUGUUUAUAAAAAGAGAUAUUUAUAAAUCUGAGUUUUAUUUAUGUAACAUUUUUAAAUGAAUGCAAAGCUGCAGGCCGAUUCUGUUUGUAACUUCCUUUUGUCUCAUAGAUGUAAAUGUUUCAAAAAAAUUAUUAAAAAAAA